CGGCGGAGCGAAUGGCUGUGCUGGGAGCGUGCAGCGUCCUGGUGACGGGAGCCAACCGCGGCAUCGGCCUGGAGCUGGUCCGGCAACUCCUCAGCAAGCCCGACGCGCCGCGAUGGAUCUUCGCCUGCAGCCGGGAACCAGACGGGGAGCGCGGACAGGAACUCAGGAAUCUGGCUUCCAAGCACCCAUACCUUGUGAUGGUGAAGUUAGAUGUUACGAGUUCCGCAAGCAUUAAAGAUGCUGCAGUGUGUGUGGAGAAUCACCUGAAAGGGUCGGGACUGAAUCUGCUGAUCAACAACGCCGGCAUUUAUAAAAAUGUGGCACUGGACGUGGUGGAUGAGGAAGAUAUGAUAAGUGAAUACCGAACCAACACGAUUGGGCCACUGUUAGUGAGUCAGGCUUUCCUGCCUCUGUUGAAGAGGGCAGCCCAAGGAAGCUCAGAGAAAGGGCUGAGCUGCAGCCGGGCAGCCAUUAUCAACAUUGCCUCCAUCUUGUGUUCCUUUGAUUUAUUCCCCGUGUUAUAUGAUAAACCUGCAGUUUCGUAUCGUUGCAGCAAGGCUGCUCUUAACAUGCUGACCCUGUGCCAGGCUCUGGGUUACAAGGAAGACGGCAUUCUGUGCACAGCGAUUUAUCCAGGAUGGGUGAAGACCGACAUGGGCGGCCAGGAGGGCGAGCUAACUGUGGCUGAGAGUGUUCAAGGGAUCCUGGAUGUAGUCUCCAAACUCAGCGAUGAACACAACGGCGCUUACCUUAACUGGAAGGGAAGCAAGUUGCCUUGGUGACUUCAGCGGGCUGGACUGAGCUUUGCAAUAUCCCAGGUUGUUUCUGCGGCAGAUACCUGGGAUCAAGGAAGUGGCAGCACUGUUGCUAAGAUGGCUUCAUUACUAAGGGAACCAGUUUGGUGUGGGGUUAAGUGUGCGGACUCUUAUCUGGGAGAACCGGGUAUGAUUCCCCACUCCUCUACUUGCAGCUGCUGGAAUGGCCUUGGGUCAGCCAUACCUCUUGCAGAGCUGUCCUUGAAACGGCAGCUUCUGUGAGAGCUCUCAGCCCCACCCAUCUCUGUUGUGGGGGAGAAUAUGUGGGGGAGAUAGUAAGCCACUCUGAGGCUUUGAUUCCAAGAGAAAGGCUGGGUAUAAAUCUACAAUCUUCUUUGCUCAGCUUGCUUGGUACACAGAACUUUCUUUUCUAUGAAUAAAUAAAUCCUACAUG
Molecule: messenger RNA, 1209 nt
Organism: Heteronotia binoei (common prickly gecko)
Lineage: Eukaryota; Metazoa; Chordata; Lepidosauria; Squamata; Gekkonidae
Product: C-signal-like
Exons: 6
Coding region: 12-782 (256 amino acids)
Source: RefSeq, a predicted model, not a curated record